This is a messenger RNA of Symbiodinium necroappetens, 645 nucleotides long. Lineage: Eukaryota; Dinophyceae; Suessiales; Symbiodiniaceae. The record is from the annotation of a GenBank genome assembly.
GAUGUUAUGCAUCGCCUGCGUGCAUUGCGGUGCAACAUGAUUUCCCUCAGCGAGGUCAAAAAUCAUGAAGGUCGGAUGCAUCAAGUGACUGCGCCUACUCAGUCGCCGCUCAAUGCGUCUUACAUUGCCAAAGGACCAGCAGACGUGAGAGAGGCUAGUGUUGUGGCGCACUCAGACAAGCGUGCCUCAUGGAAUUGGAGUGUAGAGGGACAGAGGGAGCUGACCAUGACGGGGGCAACGACCAUGGCGCCACCGGUGGCGACGGACAAGCAAGUGAUGGCACUGUUCGGGCAUGUCUUGACACCGAUGGCGGGGGGAAAAGCUUUGGGGUUGAAACAGGGCGGUCAACCUCAGGAGAUGGAAGUGGACUCUUCGCGCAAGCGCCCACGCCAGACGCGGCAGUCCCAACCCAAGGGCAAGGGCAGAGGGCGGGGAAAACCCAGGGACAAGGAGGAGGAGCCUUACUCCGAUACUUCGGAGCGAGACCUAGUGUUGGCCCUAGGCAGGAUUGUUCUGCAGCAGGCGGAUCAGCUACAUCGUUUGGAGCUGGACACAGGGUUCUUUCUAGUGUUGGCCACAGCCCCGGCAGCAGGCACAGUCAUUCCAACCAUGUUCGAAGUGGCAGAACUCUGGAGAAAGAAGCAA